This is a messenger RNA of Alternaria rosae, 2989 nucleotides long. Its product is annotated as putative peptidase family-domain-containing protein. The coding region runs from base 187 to 2529 and encodes 780 amino acids. The record is from RefSeq and is a predicted model, not a curated record. Gene Ontology annotation, cellular component: cytoplasm. The transcript has 3 exons. NCBI's taxonomy places the organism in Eukaryota, Fungi, Ascomycota, Dothideomycetes, Pleosporales, Pleosporaceae.
GUGAUUAUCACGCUCGCCGUAUUACGCGUCCUCACAGCUCCACAACCGCGCCCUCCUUGUCGCUCGUUACCUACCUACGCUGUACCUCACUAAGACGACACUGAACAUAUCCACUUUGGACUUUGGACGAUACCUACGCCUAUGAUUUCAUAAUUCGACCCGUAUACCAGCGCCGUAGUUGUCACCAUGCCGUCUUUCCUCAGAAGCCUUGGUAGGAAGAGCAGCCGUAUGUCCAAGAAUGGCGACAAGCAAGCGAAUGGUACCGACGCCCAGAACGGCAAAGGCUUAGCCCAUCGCGUGUCUGCCUCUACCUUGAACUCGUCUCAAGUUGGCUCGUCGACGCCCUCUACCACGCCAGCCACCUCUACCACCGACGAAGUCAACACUCAAACUAAAGACCUUACCAAUGGCCCUACACCUGCGCCCGCGCGACCUCAGCGACCGACUGUCGACCCCGUGAAACGUUAUAGCAUGAAUGGUUUAGCAUCGCCUACCUCGACCGGCUCCAACAGCUCUUUUAAUAGAUCUUCGUUACUCGCGCCGCGCAUCCUAUCCGUCUCGGACAACUCAUGGGUACAUCAACAAGUACUGCUGAUAUUCGGGCAGAUCGGCGAGGCGCAGAGCAAACCGCUGGACGGCACACUUACGGUUAAUCACCAUCAGGGCCGCUUCCCAUCUACUUGCUGGCCAGUACACGACUCCUACUUCAAGGCCUUGGUGCACCUGGAGCCUGGCUGGAACAGGAUCCGACUUGACUUUGCCUCGCCCAAGGUCUCCUCACCGAACACUUCCGUACCCGCACAUGCCUCUUUCAUCAAUAUUAAUUACCUCCCAUUGUCGCACUCGCCACCUCUCCAGCUUGCGAUCAUACUAGGUCAUGAUUCUCCCGGUACUUACGACGCCCCACCAGAGCGCAUCGAGCGAGAAGGUAACGGCCUCGAGCUUGCGACCAAGAAAUUCCGUAUGGCUGCGUAUCUUUGGCAAGCCUUCACUGGCGAGCAGAUGAAGCGUUACGGAUUCGGUCGACGCUGCUUCCGAUUUGAAGAUGCCUGGGAACCUGGAACGCUAAGCUACCAGGAUUGGGAGCACAACCAAUACCGGACGCAGGCCAAAAUCCACGUCAUUCGCUCAAGAAGGUCUGUCGCUGAAAUACGCGAUCUAGAACGCGCACAGCAGUACGGACCAGGAACCAAGAAGAACGAACUUUUCGACAUCGCCAUAGAAGCAUGUAGAGACUACUUUCCCAUGUUACCAGGCCAGAAACACUACGUCUCUUGUCUGUUCCUCGACACGCAUUGGGACACGCAAGAGAACACAGUUCGAGGACAUGCGGCUCUCGGCGGGGGCACUGGAGAUCUGCAGCUAGCCAUCUUUGGCUCCCAUGCGCUCCACAGCUAUCCGUCGAGCAUCGAAGAAGUUUUCCAGGCUUUCCAAGACUGUACGCAAACCAACACUGCCUUCGUCGCCAAUGACUGCAACGAAUCCGGGAGCAACUGGGAAGCUGCUAACAUAGGCAUUGGCGCCCACCUGCAUGAGACGGGUCAUCUCUUUGGUUGUCCUCAUCAGGAGUCGGGUGUCAUGUUACGCGACUAUGUUACAUUGAACAGAACCUUCACUUGCCGAGAACCCUACUCAACCCGCACCAAGUCAGCCGGUCAGCGGCUAGUUCUGCCAAACGAUGAGUGCAGAUGGCACAAGCUCGAUGUCCUCCGUUUCCGAUUUCACCCCUGUUUCCGCAUACCGAUCGAUAGCCCAAACAUCAAUGGGGAUGGCAGUGUCCAAGUGUGGACAGUCGAUGUUAGUCAAGGCGGCGUCAUCGCAACGUCGAAAUCAGGCAUCGCAUGGGUGGAGCUGUACACCGAGGGAGAGGAGGUUUGUCACUACUGGAAAGAGUUUCCUGAACAGGACAACCAGUAUCCACGACAGGUUGCACUGGAAGAAAACACGCUUCGCUCUUUGUUACCCAAAGAGAAGCAAAAGUCGCGCCUUAAGCUCGAAGUCUACUCUGCUGGUGGAGGGAAGCACGUGGUGGAGGAUUUCAGUCAGCUUUCCAAUCAGAAGAACUCCCGUGUCAAGAUACCGGACGGGCGAUGGGGCUACCGCGGUGGCAAGCUCGGCUACUCGCAGAUGCAGGGCUCACAGCCUCAGGAAGUCAUCUUCGAUUACGUCCACAUUCAGACCAAGCUUCUGCUUAGCAUCAAAGUGUACCAUGGUUCCGCGGUGGAUGGAUUGGAAUUUGUGUAUGAAGACACACAUACCCAACUUUUCGGCAAGCGAGGAGGUAGCAUCUCUGAGUUUGCCCUGGACACCCGGAAAGGAGAGCUGCUACUGGGCUUUUCUCUGCGCGCCGGUCUUUGGAUCGAUGGUCUACAGAUACUGACAAGCUUGGGGAGGAAGAGCGAGUGGUACGGAAACCCGAAUGGUGGCAGCGGACACACGCUCAUCCCUCCCCGUGGCUACACCAUCGGCGGCAUAUCAGGCUCCUGCGCACAAUGGCUCGACGGGUUCUCUUUGAUCAUCACGCGGUGAUUGUAUCACUGCACAACUUGACAUACUUUGUUUGUUUGCAUUUGCGACAAUGUCGCCACCCACACCAAGAUAGACGUCCCGAUCGUCGAGCAGCUGCAAGAAUACAUGAUCAUACUGCGUUACCAUCGCCAUGGCGGAGGUUCCAGACAAGCUAUCUUGUACCUUUUCUGCAUGUUUGCAUACUCCAUCUCUGGAGAGCUUGGCUCCUUGCAGCGCUUGGGUGGGCAUCGGGUGUACCGGGUUACAAACUGUCUUGAUCCUGUUUGAUGGAACUUUCCUCUUCCUGUUGUUGGUUCAGGAAGGGUUGAAUCGCAGAUUUAGAACCAUGAUACCACAGUCAUUGAACUUGACUUUCUCUGUAGUAGUAACAAUUCGAAUAGACUUCCUAAUACAUGGGGACUUGCAUUGAGAUGGUGAUUACCUUCUGAUAGCUUAUCUUUUACAGACAUAGUGCAGUUUC